This is a messenger RNA of Rhodofomes roseus, 1056 nucleotides long. RefSeq names its product actin depolymerizing protein. The record is from RefSeq and is a predicted model, not a curated record. NCBI's taxonomy places the organism in Eukaryota, Fungi, Basidiomycota, Agaricomycetes, Polyporales, Fomitopsidaceae. Gene Ontology annotation, cellular component: actin filament; cytoplasm. The coding region runs from base 1 to 1056 and encodes 351 amino acids. The transcript is spliced from 6 exons. Gene Ontology annotation, biological process: barbed-end actin filament capping; actin filament depolymerization. Gene Ontology annotation, molecular function: actin filament binding; actin monomer binding.
AUGUCUGCUCCCACAGGCAUCGCCGUCUCAGAAGAGCUCUCCUCUGUCUUCGCAAGCGCAAUCGAAUCUCAGAACGUCCGAUUCCUCAAGAUCUCCAUACGCAAUGAAUCUCUCCAACCGGACGAGACCAUCGCGCCCUCCGGGACUCUCGAGCAGGAUCUGGAUAGGUUGAACACUAUUGUGGAGGCCGAUAUCCCUGCCUAUGUGCUUGUCAGGCUUGAUGACCCUCCUUCGGAAUGGCUGGCGAUAUACUACGUGCCUGACACCGCGAAAGUGAGAGACAAGAUGCUGUAUGCUGCUACAAGGACGACCCUUACCAAGUCCCUUGGCGCAGCUCAUUUCACGGAUAGUAUAUUUGCGACAAGCAAGGAUGAUCUAUCUGCGGACGCGUAUUCGAAGCAUAAGCAGCACCUUGCGGCCCCGAAGCCAAUGAGUGCGAGGGAGAAAGAGAUCGAGGCUGUCAAAGCCGCUGAGCGGCAGGCGGGCAGUUACACCUACGAGGGCAGCAAUGCCAGAAGGAGCCAUGUAGCUUCGGGCGUCGGCUUCAAGUGGUCGAGUGAGGCAGACGGCGCCGUCAAGGAGCUGGCAUCUGGGUCGGGCAUCUCACUGGUGGUAUUGCACAUUGAUGCACCGUCAGAGACGAUCAUACUAUCGUCCGCUACGGAUUGUCCCGUAGAGCAACUGGGCUCUUCUUUGCCAUCUUCAGAGCCUUCGUAUGCCUUCUUCGCGUUGCCGCUGUCGCUCACCUCUUCACAGCGAGAACUAGUCUUUAUAUACUCGUGCCCUUCCUCGUCGCCUGUCAAGAAUCGUAUGCUCUACUCAUCGGGAGUCGGCACAACCACUUUGGACGCGAAGAGGGUCCUAGACCUAGCGGGCAAUGAAGCCACCAUUGUACCACGCAAGAUCGAAACCUCAGAUCCUAGCGAACUGGACGAAAAGUACCUUGCCGUAGAGCUGGGGCGCGAUGGAUCUGCGGCCACAGCAGCAGCUCCUGCCAUUCAAUCGGAAGAGAAGAAGCCCUUUGCGCGUCCCAAGGGUCCUGGUAGGAAGCGGUAG